Exophiala viscosa is the source of this 2132-nucleotide messenger RNA. Its product is annotated as transmembrane amino acid transporter protein-domain-containing protein. Gene Ontology annotation, biological process: amino acid transmembrane transport. Gene Ontology annotation, cellular component: membrane. Gene Ontology annotation, molecular function: amino acid transmembrane transporter activity. The record is from RefSeq and is a predicted model, not a curated record. The coding region runs from base 1 to 1827 and encodes 608 amino acids. The transcript has a single exon. NCBI's taxonomy places the organism in Eukaryota, Fungi, Ascomycota, Eurotiomycetes, Chaetothyriales, Herpotrichiellaceae.
AUGUCUUUGAUCCAAGCUCCUACAGAAUUCGCCGGCACCGAGCACCCAGAACGCGCAGAUACCUUCACCAGCCCAAUGCAUCGGAAGCUCUACGACCCUGAUGUGACAUUAGAGGAAUAUAUGCACUAUGCGAGACGUACCAGAGCUGAACAAGAUACUGAAGAGGCGACUCCCAGUCCAGGAAUUCUGCAGCAAGUGUUCAAAAGUGGCCCCAGUGCCCCUGUUGUCGUUGGAAUACCGCCACAAAACGUCGCCACCGGAGCCCAAGGUGGUGAUGAGACUGGGAUGCCUGUGGGGAAGAGUCCUGACGAUCAUUUGCCUCACCAAGGCCAAAAGAGUCAAGCACACCAACUCACUCAGGCCAUCAUCACCGAGGAUGAAUGGCGAAAUGCAGCUCGCGCACUAAGGACAGCGAGCUGGGGUGCAGGGUUUUAUCUUAUAACGACAGACAUCCUCGGGCCCUAUGGCGUUGGCUUUGCGCUUGGCACACUUGGCUGGGGCCCAGGCAUUGCUCUAUAUACAGUCUUCGCUUUCAUGGCUGGGUAUUCUGGAUACUUAUUGUGGCAGGUCUACCUUGGUUUGGAUUCCUACGAAUUCCCACUUCGAAACUAUGGCGACCUCGCCUUUCGUACGAUGGGCGCAUCUGCCCGCCACCUUGUCAACUUCUUGCAGAUUAUUCAGCUGAUCCUGAUAUGCGGUCAAGUGAUUAUCUUGAACGGACAAGGUAUUUCGCAGGUAUCGAAGUUCAAACUUUGCUACGUUGUCUGCAUCGUCAUUUUCGUUGUCGGUGGAUUCCUCGUCGGACAGAUUCGCACGCUACGAAAUUACGGAAUUGUUUCUAUGAUUGCUGUGGGAACCAACUUAUUGGUUAUCUUCAUCUCAAUGGGCGUUAUGGCGCACUCACCACCGAAUUAUCGAAUCAGCACCCUUGGCUCUGCGGGUUCCGCUGUCAACUCUGCCACUAUUACCCCAGACUCGAAUGGAGUUUAUCCUCCUAUCAUUCACUACAAUGGACUGCCCGACUCGACCAGCUUCAUUGGUGCUAUUAACGGCCUCAUGUCUGGAGUCUUUGCCUAUGGAGGCGCACAAAUCUUUAUCGAAAUCAUGGCAGAAAUGCGUCGACCUUGGGAUUUCAUUAAAGCUAUGUGUAUUGCUCAGCUGUUUAUCUACACAGUUUACCUCAGUUACGGAUGUUACGUCUAUUACUUUCAAGGACAAUAUUCAUUCACUAACGCAUACAUGGGUCUCAGUAUCUACGGGUUUCAAGCUACCUGUGAUAUAUUGGUUGUCCUUGUUGGCCUGGUCGCUGCUGGUCUCUACGGUAAUAUCGGCAUCAAAGUCAUAUAUAACCAGGUACUCCUGGAGUUCUUCCACGCUCCGCCGCUAGAGACAAGGACCGGCAGAUACAUCUUUGCGGCGCUCGUUCCUAUCUAUUGGAGCGUGGCAUUCAUCAUUGCAGCGGCGAUCCCCGACUACUUCGCCUUUGUCUCGGUUAUCGCGGCCUUCUGUGUCAUUCAAUUCAGCUACACAUUCCCAGCUAUCAUCCACUUGGCAUAUACGAUGCAAAAAGACUCGAUCGGCAAAGGGGAGGGCUUUAACGUGACAACUGGAGAGACUAUUCGGAAAGACCACGGUGCGAGACGGUUACUGAGAGGGUUUCUUGCUGGCCGGUGGUAUCUAAACGUCUGGAACGUUAUCCAUGCAUGUGGAGCAUUGGCCACGGCCGGUCUCGGUGCUUAUGCAGCCAUUGAGGGAAUGAUGGAGGCAUUCAAGAUCCCCGAGGUGAAUGCCUUUACUUGCAGAAGCCCUCUGGAUUUAUCUGCAUAAGGUUAUAUGCUGUUCGCCCAGGCUCAUACUCUCUCUUGUGACUUGGCUUCCUUGUCGGUGGUGUUCAAGGCAUGUUGGGCGGCGCUUCGACUUGGUGUGGUAGAGCUGAAUCAGACAUGGCUGGCAAUCAAUAUGAUUGUCGGCUUUCUUUCACUAUCGAGUAGUUUUGAAAUACCAUGCGGAUCAGACCCGACAGGAUUGCGUCUUGACGAGUCGGGUUGUGCGGAGAAUCUUUCGAGGAAGGGGUCGGUUCUCGCGUGUUUUAGUCGCAUCUGCUAACCGACUAUGCUCAUGUUUUAUGUAAA